Molecule: messenger RNA, 1350 nt
Organism: Epinephelus fuscoguttatus (brown-marbled grouper)
Lineage: Eukaryota; Metazoa; Chordata; Actinopteri; Perciformes; Serranidae
Product: zinc finger protein 239-like
Exons: 1
Coding region: 1-858 (285 amino acids)
Source: RefSeq, a predicted model, not a curated record
AUGUGGAAAGCUUUCACAUGUAGGUCACUUUUUCAGAGACACCUGAGAGCACACACAGGUGAGAAGCCAUAUUCUUGCAACAUUUGCGGGAAAAAAUUCACUCAGACAUCAGGAUUGAAUGCUCAUAGAAGAACACACACAGGUGAGAAGCCAUAUUCUUGCAACAUCUGUGGGAAAAAAUUCACUCAGACAUCAGUAUUGAAUGCUCAUAGAAGAACACACACAGGUGAGAAGCCAUAUUGUUGCAAAACAUGUGGAAAAGAUUUCAGAACAAGAGGUAGCUUGAUGGACCACACCAGAACACACACAGGAGAGAAGCCAUAUUGUUGCAAAACGUGUGGGAAAGAUUUUGGACGUAAGAGUCACUUGACUGUCCACAUGAGAAUCCACACAGGUGAGAAGCCGUAUGUUUGCAAAACAUGUGGGGCAGCUUUCACACUCAGAAGUCACUUGACUGUCCACAUGAGAACUCACACAGGUGAGAAGCCGUGUGUUUGCAAAACAUGUGGGGCAGCUUUCAGACAUAGUGGCCACCUAAUAGGCCACAUGAGAACCCACACAGGUGAGAAGCCGUUUAUAUGCAAAACCUGUGGGGCAGCUUUCACACUCAAAAGUCACUUGACUGUCCACAUGAGAAACCACACAGGUGAGAAGCCGUAUCCUUGCGAAACAUGUGGGGCAGCUUUCAGACAUAGUAGCCACCUAAAAGGCCACAUGAGAACCCACACAGGUGAGAAGCCGUUUAUAUGUAAAACCUGUGGGGCAGCUUUCACACUCAGAAGUUACUUGAAUGUCCACAUGAGAAGCCACAUUCUUGCAGAACCCGCAGGAAAAGAUGCUGUCGGACAACAGAAUUGAAAUCUUAUGUAAGAACCCAUACAGGUAACAGACGCCAUAUUAAUGCAACACCUGUGGAAAAAAUUCAGACAUAACAGCAAAUCUUUAGUCCACAAGAGAGGAGGCCAAAACAGGGAGAAGCUGUCCUUUUGCACGAUCUACAGGAACUACAUGGUGCUGUCAGUGGAUCAGCCCAAACAAUGAAUGCAAUGAUACGUGCCCCAAGGAGCAUGGGUGACAAAAUGGUGUUAAAGAAAAAGUUCAUUUCAAAUUGUAAGAUGAAGACACGCAGGAGGUGAUUUAAUAUUGCAGCACAGCAGCUGGAGGUUAACUAGGAUUUGAUACUGCUAGGUGGUUUCAGUGGAGCUGCUUCAUAUUGAACAAUGUGUGCAGUGGAGGAAUGUAACUACAAGUAGGCUACUCAAGUACAAUAUUCAUGGAUAACAUUGUGCUCAGAUGGGUAAGACUGCAUGUACAUUCCACACUAAUAAAGUUUCACACUUAAAAUAAUAA